GGCUGAGGGGAAUUCCGUCGCCAUUUGUCAUUUGUAAACACGAACACGUGUAUUCAAGCACGUCUGUUAAAUUAAUCAGUAUAUGGGCGCCAUACAAACGCUAUCGACAUGAAUGCUAAUAAUUUAUUUAGAUUUUGCAUCAGGUCGUUUAGAGCCAUCCCCUGCACAAUACGACUUCGCAGAUGUUAUAGUGUGCAAUCAAAAGAGAUGGAUUUACUGCAGCAUUUGAAGACAAAGAUAAAAUUUUCAGGACCUAUCACUGUUUCUGAGUAUAUGAGAAUGGUGUUAACAAACCCUCUGUCAGGCUAUUAUAUGCAAAAAGAUGUCUUUGGUGCCAAAGGAGAUUUCAUAACAUCACCAGAAAUCAGUCAGAUGUUUGGUGAGCUACUAGCCAUAUGGUGUAUACAUGAGUGGAUGGCUUUUGGCUCCCCACCGGAAGUUAAACUAAUAGAGCUGGGGCCUGGGAGAGGAACUCUGGCUGAUGAUAUGCUUAGGACAUUUUCUCAACUCAAGAAAAAGGGAGUGAGUGCCAAUUUCUCUUUACACUUAGUGGAAAUUAGCCCUCACAUGAGGAAACUACAGGAGAGCAAAUUGUUGGGCGUUCCUUUGGAGAUGGUUCAAACACCCCAAAUAGUGAACUAUGAUGCUACCUCAAAGCAAGGGAGAUUGCAUUCUGAAACAAAGACUACAAAAUAUGGUACACCAGUGACUUGGUACUAUGACAUGAGAACAGUGCCAAAAGGAUUUUCUUUUUUCAUAGCACAUGAAUUUUUUGAUGCUUUACCUGUUCACCAAUUUCAGGUAAUCCUUAAUUUGUGUUUGGGUUUUUUAAUCUGCAGUUGA
This is a messenger RNA of Lingula anatina, 843 nucleotides long. RefSeq names its product protein arginine methyltransferase NDUFAF7, mitochondrial. Gene Ontology annotation, cellular component: mitochondrion. Gene Ontology annotation, molecular function: protein-arginine omega-N symmetric methyltransferase activity. NCBI's taxonomy places the organism in Eukaryota, Metazoa, Brachiopoda, Lingulata, Lingulida, Lingulidae. The record is from RefSeq and is a predicted model, not a curated record. Gene Ontology annotation, biological process: mitochondrial respiratory chain complex I assembly.